AUGUCUUCUUCUAGAGGAAGUCAGACUCCGAAGAAGAGGCUUUCGUCCCUUUAUACAGAAAAGGUAACCCCAGAGAUGCCACCCACAACAGAGGACUGGCCUAUAGAUGAUGAGGAGUAUCAUCUUGAAGAUAUAGGUCAGGAGCUGGACUCCCUGCCUCAGCCCUAUCGAAUGAUUAACAAGCUGGUGAACCUUCUGUUUGACCGGUCAUGGCAAAUUAUUGAAGAGAGGAACACAUCAAAGGGAACUGAGAAUCGUCGGAUCCAGCCUACCACCUACCCCCCAUUUCAAGAAAUCCAGCUCAACAAAAGAGCAAAUUGUAUGGCUGUUUCCCAAGACUAUCUGUUUAUUGGAGAAGCCAAAGGAUUCUCUAUUUAUAAUCUAUAUACUGCUAAACAAAUAUAUGUUUGGGAGAAACUUAAAGUUGAUAUCACUUCCAUCUUGGUCUCAGAUUUGGGGAGUGAAAUACUUACUGCUCUUAUAGAUGAAAUAGGUAUCAUUAGACUGCUUUAUUUUUAUAAGGAUAGUCUUUUCCUAAUCAAAGCCAUCAAUGAAGUGGAGGAUGCCAGCAAGCAAACCGCCUGUACAAAGAUGGAGAUCUCUCAAGGAGGGGACUUUGCAGCUUUCCUCCUGCAAGGAGCUGGAGAUGUUUGGCUGGAUGUGUAUAAAUUGCCCAAGGAGGCUUGGCUCAAGGAAUUGGAACACCCCCAACUCACUUUAAAUUCAAAGAAAAAAGGCAAACAACCGAACAUUCUCGAUCCCAUUGCUACAGAUAACUUAGAAAUGGAUGUAAUUUGUUUUAAAGGAGAUGUGAAGUUGAGUCCUCCAGUUUACAUAAUGAGGAUUAAACCACCUAAACCUAUUACUGGCACUGCAUUUAAAAGUCCCCUGGAAGUCUUUUCAAAGAUAGAAGACUGCUAUGGGCUGGGCUCCGGGCAGAACCACUUCAUCAAGGAAAGUCAGUGGGAGCAGCAGGCAGAGAUCCUCGGGACUUCCUACAGGAAGCGCCUGGAUGGUGCAUGGGAGGAGGAGCCCAUCAGCACGGCCACCUUCCACUUCCUCCUUCCUAGCUGCAUCUUUGCAAUGCCAACAGAAGUCAAGAACCCCUCAGGAGUAGCGUGUGUCCUCAGCAUACACUGGAGUGGAAGUCACAAUUUUUUCCUCUAUUCGCUGCAGCGAACUCUGAAGGAUAAAGCUGACCCCGAGAACGUGUGGCCCUGUGCUGCACCCAUUGCAGUCUCUCAACUCAGCUGCUCCUCAUCCUACCUGGUGCUGGCCUGUGAGGACGGCGUGCUUACACUUUGGGACUUGGCUGAAGGAUUCCCUCUUGGGGUCAUUGCUCUUCCUGAAGGAUGUUUCUGCCAAAGUAUUCAUUUCCUAAAAUACUUCUUGGUCUACAAGGGACAGAAUAUGUAUCCUGAGGAUCCGGUGAAAUCCCAAAUGAAAUGUGUGGUGCUGUGCACAGAUGCUUCCCUCCACCUGGUGGAAGCCAGUGGGACCCAAGAACCUACCAUCAGUGUGCUCAUUGAGAGGCCUAUAAAGCACCAGGAGGAAGCCAUCUGUGCAGUGGCCCCAGUUCCAGCCCUACCUGGCAUGGUGCUGACCUUUUCUAACAAUGGCUCUGUGUGCCUCAUGGAUGUGGCCAAGUCUGCAGUCAUCUGUGCCUUUGCUCCCCCCAUAUCCUCCUAUCUGGAGGUCCCCUGGAAGCCGAUGUUUGUGGUAUCUUCACACCACCCAUGUUUCCUGCUCAGAGAUGACUAUCCUCAUGAAACUGGAUCCACCAAUAAUGCUAGAAUCCAAAAUUCUAUUUUCUAUUUUAAUUUUGAGGCAUACCCACUCCUGGAAAAAAUCUCAAAAAAUUGUACCAUUCCUCAAAGGAACUUGAUGGAUAACAUAGCCUUCCCCCAGGCAUUGCCCUUGGAGACAAGAUGCGAACGUUUCCUCCAGAAGAGCUUUCAGCAGCUGGAGAAGAACCAGGUGAAGGAGCAGGAUCACUGGAGCCGGCUUCGGAAGUACUCCUUGCUUCUCCACAAGGAGAACUUCAAGAAGUGA
Messenger RNA from Otolemur garnettii (small-eared galago), 2052 nucleotides. It is a transcript of the gene WDR93, whose product is annotated as WD repeat domain 93. Gene Ontology annotation, molecular function: protein binding. The coding region runs from base 1 to 2052 and encodes 683 amino acids. Gene Ontology annotation, biological process: electron transport chain. The record is from RefSeq and is a predicted model, not a curated record. Lineage: Eukaryota; Metazoa; Chordata; Mammalia; Primates; Galagidae. The transcript is spliced from 16 exons.